AUGAUACAGCAUAAACCGCUACAAGACGCAAGGCAGCAGAUUCGUCUCCUCAAACUGCUCUGGCCACAGGAACCAAGCGAGCACCUCGAACUCGAAUCGUCCGUCCACAACAUUGCCGACCAGCCUGUCUACAACGCCAUCUCUUACACCUGGGGUCCUAAGCUGCCCGAAGCUCCAGUCAUCUUGGAUGGAAACCUCACCAUACUACGCGAUGAUUGCCGCCAUGCGCUGCGCUCUUGCCAAGAACGUGGGAUCUCCGAGUACCUGUGGAUCGACUACAUCUGUAUUAAUCAAUCUGAUGAUGUCGAGAAGAGUGCACAGGUUGCUAUCAUGGGCAGCAUAUUUCAUAGAGCCGCCACCGUCCUGGUUUCUCCGAGGCCGUUGCCUCUAUUUUCGAUACCGGCUGAUGUGCCGGAAGACCUGAGACAGUACUACGCCAAUCUUAAGUCACGAGAGCAAGCCUGUCUCGAUCACGAAUCGACGCAUGGGCCAGGCAGUAGUGCGAGAGAUGUGUUUGGAGCUUUGUCCGGAGGCAAAGAAAUGGACGCCCAGAUCGUAUCUCACGUGAUGUGGAAACUCAGAUCUAGUCGGUACUGGUGCCGUCUAUGGAUCUUGCAGGAAAUUCUGCAGGCAUCUUAG
Messenger RNA from Recurvomyces mirabilis, 639 nucleotides. RefSeq lists its product as uncharacterized. The transcript has a single exon. The record is from RefSeq and is a predicted model, not a curated record. Bases 1 to 639 code for a protein of 212 amino acids. NCBI's taxonomy places the organism in Eukaryota, Fungi, Ascomycota, Dothideomycetes, Mycosphaerellales, Teratosphaeriaceae.